Molecule: messenger RNA, 900 nt
Organism: Triticum urartu
Lineage: Eukaryota; Viridiplantae; Streptophyta; Magnoliopsida; Poales; Poaceae
Source: RefSeq, a predicted model, not a curated record
GGUUGAGCCAUCAUUCAUCACCGGCCACAGCCACCACCCCCGGCUUAGCUUAAUUAGCUACGUACGCUCUCUGCUUCUUCACUUCUUCUUCCACCCUCUGUCUGUCUCGCCAUACCGCCGUCCUCCUCCUACCUCACCAUGAGCAGCUUCGCGUACGAGAAGCUCAAGAAGCUCCCGCCCCCACCCCCUCCCGCCAGCGACCAGGAGGACGCGCACUACGCCGUGGCCGCCGCUCAGGACCACUACUACCGCCACGCAGCCGCCGCGAUCGUCGCCAGCAGGAGGACAUGGCGGAGCCGCCGGUCUUCCUCGGGCACCGGGCCGCGCCGGCGCGGAAGGCCGCUGAGGAUCUCGAGCCUGGCGCGGGCGCUGCGUCGGAGGGCGGCAGCCGUGGGUGGCAGGGUGCGGGCGUCAGUGGCCCGGGUGGUGACUAGGCUCAAGGAGGGCGGGCCCUGCGUGGCCGACCUCUUCGCCGGCAACUACAUGUUCCUGCAGGUCACGCCGUCGAUGGCCGUGCCCGCCGCGGCCGGGGUCGGCAGGGGGGCCUUCCUGCCAUACUACCUCGCCGUCAAGGGCAAGGCCGCCGGCGCCGGCGCCGUGCACGGCUUGAUCCGCGCCUAGUUCUACUUGUACAGAGCGAGUUGUUUGCUUUUGUUCUGUCUUGUGCAUGAUUUAAUUAUAAGCAAGUGGGUUUGCUUUGUGUAACUGGGAGAUGUGGAUCAAACCUGCUGUCCAAAAUAAUCUGUAAAGGGAAACUAAAUUACAUUUCACUAGUGCUUUCUACAAUAAAUAAUGUGUAAAGGGAAUCUAAAUUACUUUUCACUAGUGCUUAGUAUAAGAAUUUGUACGUUGCUUGAUUACCCUGUGUUAAUUACAGUUAGUUUUUGAAUGAAUGGUUGA